Messenger RNA from Magnolia sinica, 1124 nucleotides. Its product is annotated as MADS-box transcription factor 23-like. The coding region runs from base 177 to 896 and encodes 239 amino acids. Gene Ontology annotation, biological process: positive regulation of transcription by RNA polymerase II. The record is from RefSeq and is a predicted model, not a curated record. The transcript has 8 exons. NCBI's taxonomy places the organism in Eukaryota, Viridiplantae, Streptophyta, Magnoliopsida, Magnoliales, Magnoliaceae. Gene Ontology annotation, cellular component: nucleus. Gene Ontology annotation, molecular function: protein dimerization activity; DNA-binding transcription factor activity, RNA polymerase II-specific; RNA polymerase II cis-regulatory region sequence-specific DNA binding.
UCUCAGGUUUGUUGAAUUCUACUUUCUUUUCUCUGAUCCAAUCUCCCCGUUUUGGAUUCUCCUUUCUUGGAAUUAUCGAUCUUUCUUCGCCUCUCUUUCUUGAAGAAAUUCUCUUCGCUGCCUUUCUUAGAUCUAAAACCUCCAAAUUCUCAAAACAAGGAAGAAAACAGAUUGAGAUGGGGAGAGGAAAGAUUGUGAUCCGUCGCAUCGACAAUUCGACAAGUAGGCAAGUGACCUUCUCGAAGCGGCGUACUGGAUUGCUGAAGAAAGCCAAGGAGCUGGCGAUCUUGUGCGACGCCGAAGUCGGCCUCAUGAUCUUUUCCAGCACCGGCAAGCUUUACGAUUUCGCAAGCUCCAGCAUGAAGUCUGUAAUUGAUCGAUACCACAAAGCAAAAGAGGAACAACAAGUGUUGAGUUCAACUUCAGAAGUCAAGUUCUGGCAAAGGGAGGCAGCAGGCUUGAGGCAACAACUACAACACUUGCAAGAAAGUCAUCGGCAAUUGAUGGGAGAAGAGCUUUCAGGGUUGAGUGUCAAGGAUCUACAGAAUCUAGAGAGCAAAUUGGAAAUGGGUUUGCGUGAUGUCCGGAUGAAGAAGGACCAAAUAUUAACUGAUGAAAUUCAAGAACUUAACCGGAAGGGGAACCUGAUUCAUCAAGAAAAUAUGGAAUUGUGUAAGAAGAUGAACCUCAUUCAUCAAGAAAACAUGGAAUUGUAUAAGAAGGUCUACGGAACAGGGGAGUCAAAUGGAGGAGCAAAUAGAAACUUCUUUCUCCCAAAUGGUUUUACAAUUGUGGAGGACUUUCCUGUACCUGUCCAUCUCCAGCUCAGCCAGCCUCAACAACAAAACCAGGAGAUGGCAGUGACAGCUGUGACGUUGGGAUUACAGCUGCAUUAAAGAUACAAGUUCAGGAACCAUGGAAGGAUGUUGCCUCAUCUCCUGCCAAUUCCAUUCACCAACAAUUACAACAUUAUGCUAUUCUCCACAUGCAGUAUCUAUGCUAUCAGGAACAACAACCAGUAUAUAUUCUUCCAUGGGAUAUUGUUUGACAUGAUCAAAGGAACCAAUGAUCUAUGUAAAGCUAUGUAGCAAUAAUAAAGCACAGGCCAUACCUAGUGUUCUCUA